Messenger RNA from [Torrubiella] hemipterigena, 1543 nucleotides. Lineage: Eukaryota; Fungi; Ascomycota; Sordariomycetes; Hypocreales; Clavicipitaceae. The record is from the annotation of a GenBank genome assembly.
UUUGAAGCAACCGUGUACCAAUAGGUUAGUCCUCCCACUUUUCAUUUGUCACAGCCCUCUAUUCCACGCCGCGGCACGUCAAUGGCUGCCGAACAGCGCGCGAUUUCGCUGGCAGACAGUACCGAAAGCCUGUUUGAGCGCGCGCCCCUUUGGCAGCGGGAACCGUAAUGGCCAGCGCAAAGCCUACGGUGCAGCCAAGGCUUCGGCCAGUUGCUCUGCCGAUGCGCUGGGAACAACACGAAGAAAAGGUACAUGCUACAAGUAGCGACUUUCUGAUGUCGCAGCGCGAGACAACAUGGUCUACUUGAUAGGCGGAUACGCCACGGCAACGAAGUCGUUAGCUGGAAACGCGGCGAAUGAGAAGCCUCGCAGCCAUCCGCCAUCUGCACCACAGUGGACUCGGGCCAAUGCAUGAACGAUUCCCUCGCCCGCAACAACAGGCUGGACCAGAAGGAGGCGGGAAAAAGCGACAAGUGACGAGCAAUGAUGCAAACCAAAGACAUUGUUGGUUGAAGUCUUUGCUUUGCAUCUGCUGUUGCAGUCCUUCACACUCACCUCACUCACUGAUAUUGCGCUGUCAGUCACAGCUGCACGUUCUGCCCCUCCCCCCUGCUACUGCUGCGCCUUGCUGCAGAGCUCCCUCCAGGCGUCGUCUCCAGCGACCGUCAGCGCCUCACCACCGCUGUAACCUGGCCGGCUCAGCGCGGUACCGUUCCAAGGUCUAGCUGUCACACAGGCCCCGCUAUUGAUCAUCACGUGACCUGCACAGUCCCCCCUUGGCCACUGCACCUCUCGCUGCCCCCGCCGCUAUUGGCCACAACAGGGCCCGCUAACUGUUUACCCCUCCAGCGCAGGCAAAAUGAGAUCAGCCCUCUUCAAACCCCUCCUACCCCGCCAGGCUUUCUGCUCUUCUAGCCCGAGAACUUUCUCUCUUCCUCAACUUGCUUCUUCUUCUUUCACCUUCCAAGCAGCUAGACUUUUCUCAGCAACCGCAACAAUGGGUAACACUAAGGUUUUCUUCGACAUCGAGUGGCAGGGCCCCGUCUUCCAGAACGGCAAGGCCACCACCAACGUUCAGAACCAGAAGGGCCGCAUCAACUUCAACCUCUUUGAUGACGUCGUCCCCAAGACCGCUGAGAACUUCCGCGCUCUCUGCACCGGCGAGAAGGGCUUCGGCUACAAGGGCUCUUCCUUCCACCGCAUCAUCCCUGACUUCAUGCUUCAGGGCGGUGACUUCACCCGCGGUAACGGCACUGGUGGCAAGUCCAUCUACGGCGACAAGUUCGCUGAUGAGAACUUCCAGCUGAAGCACGACAAGCCUGGACUGUUGUCCAUGGCCAACGCUGGUGCCAACACCAACGGCUCUCAGUUCUUCAUCACCACCGUUGUCACCUCUUGGCUCAACGGCCGCCACGUCGUUUUCGGCGAGGUUGCCGACCAGGAGUCCAUGGACGUUGUCAAGGCCCUCGAGGCUGUUGGCUCCGGCAGCGGUAACCCCAAGUACGAGCAGCGCCCUACCAUCGUUGACUGCGGUGCUCUGUAA